This is a messenger RNA of Manis javanica (Malayan pangolin), 812 nucleotides long. It is a transcript of the gene TNNI3, whose product is annotated as troponin I3, cardiac type. Gene Ontology annotation, biological process: cardiac muscle contraction; skeletal muscle contraction. Gene Ontology annotation, cellular component: troponin complex. Lineage: Eukaryota; Metazoa; Chordata; Mammalia; Pholidota; Manidae. The record is from RefSeq and is a predicted model, not a curated record.
GCUUGGAAGAGACUGAAGUCUUGAAGUCCCAGGGACCUACAAGGUCACCGCGGACGCCCCCUCACGGACCCUCGCAGUCUCUCGCCCCUUUUCUGCCUCCUGUAGCUCCAGGCCUGAGGGUCAGCAUGACCGACAAGAGCGACGACGCGGCGGGGAGCCCGGCCCCCGCGCCCCCGCCGAUCCGACGCCGCUCCUCCAACUAUCGCGCCUACGCCACGGAGCCGCACGCCAAGAAAAAGUCUAAGAUCUCCGCCUCGAGAAAACUUCAGCUGAAGACCCUGAUGCUGCAGAUUGCGAAGCAGGAGCUGGAGCGGGAGGCGGAGGAGCGGCGUGGGGAAAAGGGGCGAGCUCUGAGCACGCGCUGCCAGCCUCUGGAGCUGGCCGGGCUGGGCUUCGCGGAGCUGCAGGACUUGUGCCGACAGCUGCACGCCCGCGUGGACAAAGUGGAUGAGGAGAGAUACGACGUGGAGGCGAAAGUCACCAAGAACAUCACGGAGAUUGCAGAUCUGACCCAGAAGAUCUACGACCUUCGAGGCAAAUUCAAGCGGCCCACCCUGCGGAGGGUGCGGAUCUCAGCGGAUGCCAUGAUGCAGGCGCUGCUGGGGGCCAGGGCGAAGGAGUCCUUGGACCUGCGGGCCCACCUCAAGCAGGUGAAGAAGGAGGACACAGAGAAGGAAAACCGGGAGGUGGGAGACUGGCGCAAGAACAUCGACGCACUGAGCGGAAUGGAGGGUCGCAAGAAGAAGUUUGAGGGCUGAGCCUGCCUGUCCACCACCCUGGCCCUGAGGAAUAAAGCUUCUUUCUGAGCUGGG